AUGCUCUCCAGGUCCUCUGGUACGGCAGCACAGACCGUGCCAAUGUCGACGAUUUUCUCGGAUGUUGCCAUUUCCCCUCCCCGUCGUUCCCCCCCCCCUCGUUGCCUCCCUGACGCGUCCCCUCCCCGUCGCGUCCUCUCCCCGUCGCCUCCCCGUCGCGUCCCCUCCCCGUCGCCUCCCCAUCGCGUCCCCUCCACGUCGCGUCCCCUUCCCCUCCCUGUCGCGUCCCCUCCGCGUCGCCUCCCCGUCUCGUCCCCUCCCCGUCGCGUCCCCUCCCCGUCGCCUACCCGGCGCGUCCCCUCCCUGUCGCGUUCCCCCCUCCCCCCGUCGCCUCCCCUUCCCCUCCCCGUCGCGUCCCCUCCUGAUCGCCUACCCGUCGCGUCCCCUCCCUGUCGCCUCCCCUUCCCCUCCCCGUCGCAUCCCCUCCCCGUCGCCUCCCCGCGCGUCCCCUCCCUGUCGCGUCCCCCCCCCCCUCCCCCCUCCUCCGCCUCCUACCAGCCGUCUCACCUACUACCAGCCGCCCCACCUGCUACCUACUAG
This is a messenger RNA of Closterium sp. Naga37s-1, 540 nucleotides long. Lineage: Eukaryota; Viridiplantae; Streptophyta; Zygnematophyceae; Desmidiales; Closteriaceae. The record is from the annotation of a GenBank genome assembly.